CUUUUGGACUCAUAGAAGCAAAAGCCUCAUUCUAUCCCACUACAUCCUCAAACUUUGUAAACGUUUUCAUCCACGGAAUGGGGACCAGGCGUCUGACUGCAGAUGACUACAUGGAUUCUGGAGCCGAAACAGGAGAGUCAGACUGCAGUCCAAUGUCAUCUAUUGGCAGUCAACUUUCUCUGGAGGGAUCUCAAGACCCUUUUCUUGUUGUGAUCCACCUUAUCACUAAUCCAGGAUGCUCAGACAUUUUGCAUAAUACAAUUCACAAGCUUCUUCAGUGGGUCACUCCAGAUUGGCCGUUGUUUUGUGCAGCAGAGCGAGCAUCUCCACUUCAAUGCAAAAAAUCUUACCCAAGUGUCUUUAUUCAGCCUGCACUGGCAGUUAUAAUCUUCCUCCAGGAGAAGUAUGGUGACAAGCGAAUCUUGCAACUGCACGACUAUUUGCUUCAUCCGCCUUGGCAGUACCAUCAUACAGAACAUUUCACUGGGAAAAUUCUUCCGUAUAUGCCUUGCACCCAGGACUUCUUCAGCCUGGCUGAUGGUAUGCCACUCUGGGCUAUCAGACAGAUGCACUACGGCAAGGAGAUCAUUCGCUACACCAUAUACUGUAGUUUUGAUCAUUUUGAAGACAUGGUUGCAUUAUAUAAGGUAAUCUUAGCGCACAAGGUCUCCUAUUCCAAGUCAGACUUCUGUUACUUUACACUGUAUUCAACCUCAAAUACAGAUCUUCAACUUUCAUUCAAAAAGCUUCCCAAGGACAUGUUUCCCACUCCGACUGAGUCAACUAUUUUGGAAUUCAGAGUACAAGAGCUCGCUCAGGUGGUUGCUAUGUUACCCAAACCCUGUAGUCCGAUCAGUGAUAUUAGAUGGCAAACCGAGGAUUAUGAUGGGAACAAGAUUUUACUACAGGUAAAAUGGUGCAGUUAUGUGUGUGAUUUAAACUUGAACAGUUUAAAACUUUAUUGUAUUAUUGCAGCUGAUAACACUAAUGUCUUUAUAGGUGUUUUGCACUAAUUUGGUAGCGUUUCACAUUGAAGAGUAACCCUUCACAAAUUUAUAC
Messenger RNA from Callorhinchus milii (elephant shark), 1059 nucleotides. RefSeq names its product protein FAM124A-like. The record is from RefSeq and is a predicted model, not a curated record. Bases 78 to 1013 code for a protein of 311 amino acids. The transcript has 3 exons. NCBI's taxonomy places the organism in Eukaryota, Metazoa, Chordata, Chondrichthyes, Chimaeriformes, Callorhinchidae.